This is a messenger RNA of Belonocnema kinseyi, 2751 nucleotides long. RefSeq lists its product as uncharacterized. Lineage: Eukaryota; Metazoa; Arthropoda; Insecta; Hymenoptera; Cynipidae. The transcript has 4 exons. The record is from RefSeq and is a predicted model, not a curated record. Bases 355 to 1446 code for a protein of 363 amino acids.
GUUGAACACCGGUAGAAUUUUAUUUAUAUUUUUUUAUAAUUUGAGAGUCCAUGUAAAUAUCUUAAUUCAUAUUCCCAUUAUUAUUGGUUAUUUUGAAUAAAAACAAUUAUUAAUUGGAUAUUCCUUGAUUUUAAUGUUCAGUUACAUUGUUUGAAACGUGGUUCGAAAGUUUGGUUAUGUGUAACAAACUCAACUUUUUGGAACGGAUACAAACAUAUCAUAACUUAUCAUCAGGAAAUUUAACAGAACUAAUUAGACUGACUCUUUGAGAAUCAACCUAAGUCAAACUGCUGAGAUUGCAGGCUAGAAAUAGGAAAACAUAUAUGAGAAGCAAGUGUUUUGCGUUGCUAAAUAAUGAUUGAAAACCGUAAACCACCAUACAGCUGCAGAACUCUGAUCUGCUUUAAAAUGUCUGAAAAAGACUACACAAUCAAUAAACAUGAUCCGCUCUCGGCAAAAGAUUGGAGAGAAGUUUACAAUCUUGUUUCGAUUAUCGAGAAUAUGAGAGUCUACAAUCAAGAACUAGUUGAUAAAUACGUUAAAGAUAUCAACGAAAAAAUAUACUACUUGGCGAAUCGAAAAAGAAUCGAACUAAAUAAGAGCAUUCGAAAGCCUAUGAAAAUUAUUGUAAGCAUUGAUAAAUCGAGGAUCAAUUUCGAAGCUCUAAAAACUUUCAAUCCAGAGGAAGAAAAUGAAAUUCUAUUUUCUCAUAAUCCACCAAAAAAUUUGGAUUCUGAACCUUUAAAACAAAACGUUGAGAUGAGAAACCCAUCUUUUUACUUUAAUCACAAAGAUCAGAACUCUGUCGAUGUUUUAUUAUCUGUAACUGAGGAUAUUAUAAACAGUUUCAACACUUCGAAUUCAAAUUGUACAAUGGAAAGUUAUUCCUUAAACACGAGUAAAAGCACUGAUUCAGUUUUAAAUAAAAGUGACUCUGAUUGGGAUUAUGAAAAAAUGAUUCUUCAUAAUCCACUCAUUGAAAACUGUGAAAUGGCUUUUGUUUCUCAGAAACAAGAACCGAUUUUUUCCCAGAAUGAAUCUUGCAAGAAAAGAAUACAGGGAGAAUCCUUGGAAAAUCGUAAAGAAAAUAUUGAUUACAGGAUUUUGAAAUCCAACCCAUUUGCUUCAGAGACUGAAGAUGCAGAGACUGAAGAGACUGAGACUGACUGCUCUUUUGACAUCAAUGAUUCUUCAGAAACUUGUAGUUGUGAAAUGUCACUUGACGAGGAUUCAAGCGAAACAAUUAGAAAUCGAGUCAGAAGGUCGGCAAGAAUAUCUACAGUUUAUCCAUUUCCUGCUACUAAAUUAAGAAGAUCAAAAAGAAUUCAAUCGUCGAUCAUCGCCAAGGAAAGAGUCUCGGCAAAAUUUUUUCCGCUUCAAGAAAUCAAGAGGAGACGAUCUUUAUCAUCCAAAGAAACUCCCAGUAAUCUACUGGAAAGGAUUUGAAAGAAAUCAAAGGGGACGAAAAUAAGGAGUUUUCUUAAUCAAGAAAAUUGAGUAGAUACCAGAAAAAGCAUCAGCUUCCUCAAUAAUAUAAGAAGAUCAGAACAAAUAGAGUGGAGCAUUAAAGUCCUAUGAAGACAAUAAUUCGUAAGUAUUCUCCAGACAAAUGUAUUGAACGAAGGAGCGUUUUUGUCAGUAGCAUAACGAGCGCUCUGUUAUACAAAAACUUAUUAAUUACAAAUCGAGUACCUUUUUAUACACAGACUGAUUACAUAGAAUAAUUUACAAAAUCAUAGUCCAUAUUUAAAAGUUAUGGUAUGUAUAAAUUAUAUAGAUAGUUAUCUUACAAUCUUAGAAGGAUGCCAUCGUAUACAAAAUGUUGGCUAUAUUUAAAACUUCGAGGUUCCGAAAACCUAAGAACUGUUAACGUUUCAGAAGCUUUAUUUCCUAAUAUUAAUAUUCUUAAAAUAAGAAAGACAGUGUUGAUUCUGAACUCCCGGAGAGUUUUUUUGUUAAACGUAAAGAUACUGUUUGUUUAUUUCUAUUCAUGGAAUACAAAUGGUAUCAGAAAAUACUUUGCGGAUUUGUUCUGAUAAAUGGAAUAAUAUCAGGGAUUCGAAUGGAAUUAAGGGGCAUUUUUGGAUAUUUGCCAAUUAUUUCGAGCAAUAAAAAUAAUUUGGCUAAAAGCUGAGCUCAGUCUGAAAAAGUAUGAAAAGAAGACAUAAUCUGAAAAUUAUGUGAUAAUUAUAUUUUACAUCGAAAAGAAAGUUUCGUUCAUUUUUGUUUCUUUCGACAUAAAACUUUGAAAAACCCAAAUUUUUAUAUUGUUCCUCCGUAGCUGCAUUAUUUUUCGAAAAUGUUCCAUACUUCGCAUAAUUUUUAGGUAAAUUAUAUUGGAUAUACAGAAAUAAUUGGCAUAUAUCAGAAAAUGCCCCUUAAUUUAAUCAUUUUAUUGUAUAGAUUUAACUGCUUUCAAUCGCUAUAAAUUUAAAAACUGCCCUAAUCGAAUAAAGCUUUUACAAGCAACUUUGGCAGAGUCACCUUUGGCAAUUCUAAACUUAAAGUUAAACUGGCAUUUAAAUGCUAAAUAAGAAGUCUUCUCUUCUUUCUACGCAUUUGACUUAUUUCACUAAUUUAUUAAGCUUACUUAAAAAUUAUAUCGUUUGUAAAGAAAACGAUUAGUACAUACUAUUUUUCUACAAUAAUUUACAAGUGUUCACGUAUUUUUUAACCAAAGCGAAGAGACAUUUUACCACAACGACUUUUGUAAAGAUUUUGUAGAAAAAGUUACAUAAAAAGAGAUCAUUU